Messenger RNA from Ectocarpus siliculosus, 747 nucleotides. The record is from the annotation of a GenBank genome assembly. NCBI's taxonomy places the organism in Eukaryota, Phaeophyceae, Ectocarpales, Ectocarpaceae.
AUGCCGGGCUUCAUGGACGGUGAAGGUGCUAAAGCUCGUCAGGUGGCCAUAAGAAAGAUUCUCGACGACAAGCAGUUUGGCGAAGACCCAGGGAAGAAUUGGAGCGAAUCGGAGAGCAGCGACGACGACAACGGGAAGGACGCUCCGAUGUCAAGUGGCAGCAGCAAUAAUGUGUCGGUAGAGGAGAGUACAGCUCCGUCGGACAUAGGCUCACAGGAGUCCGGAGAUGUCGAGUCCGGAGAUGUCGAGUCCGGAGAUAUCGUGUUCGCAAAGGAAAUACGGGAAGCAACAUUCGGGGGAGGGGGAGCGGGCAGAAAAAAAAACCAUGGCAAGCGGAAGGCGAGCGCCGGCGGCAGCGCCGUAGGGAACAUGAACUCAACAAAGGCAAGCCUAGGAGCGAGUGCCAAGAAAGCCCGGGGCAAGGACUACCCGCUCUGGGCCGCACAUCUGCUGAGGAGGACAUGCGCGCACCGCAAGAUCCCGAGGAUGUCGAAAGAGGGCGACAAGCAUGUCCUGGUGCAGGCCCUCCGAUCUCACGACGGCAACAUGAACCGGCCAUGUCCGUACUAUGACGACCUCAAUGCUAUCACAGCCGGCAAAUCUGGACGCAGAAACGGGGAGGAGGACGAGGAGGAGGGAGCCAUUCCUGCCAAAGCACUCCUUACGUUUCGAAAUGUUGUCGGGAUGGUCGCCAUAGCACGUGACAGUAACGUGCCGUUUCAAGUCGAUAAUGUGGAAAACAGUGUG